AUGACUACAGUAAACCUCAAAACCGGUGACAGUAUAUUAGAAACUAAUCGUGAAACUAUCAAUCCUGACACUUACUUUGUAACUCAUACACCUCCAAAAUCUUUGGAAAAGAACGAGAAACAGGUAAACGAAUUCGUGAGUAAACAUGCAGCGAAAGGAAGUAAGGUCGUCUUAAUAACGAGUGGAGGAACCACUGUUCCAUUGGAAAAUCAAACAGUUCGAUUCAUAGAUAACUUUAGCGCUGGAACAAGGGGAGCAACAUCAGCUGAAUAUCCUUUUGAUUGUCUAAUUCAUCUGAUUCCAGACUACGCUGUUAUUUUUAUGCACAGGCAAUUCAGUUUGCAACCAUAUAAUCGACAUUUUUCGCAUCAGAGCAUCUUGGAUUUAUUAGAACUGAAACCGGAUGGGUCUAUUAACGUUUGUUCUGAAUAUGCGCAUAAAAUGAAGGCGACGUUAACAAAAUAUCAAGAAUAUAAAAGAAAGGAAAUGCUUUUAAUGCUUGAGUUUUUUACGGUGAACGAUUACCUCUUCUUGCUUCGGAGUGUCUCGCAUGCGUUGAACGGGCUAACACACCACGCCCUUUAUUAUCUCGCUGCGGCUGCUGAACAUAAAAUCCAAUCAGGAGAUGGGGCUAUGACUCUCAAAAUGGAUCAAGUGCCAAAAUUUCUAAAGCCAAUGGUUACUUUUUGGGCGCCUCAAGGAUACAUUGUUUCAUUUAAGCUUGAAACAGAUCCACAUCUUUUGAUUCCCAAAUCAAGGCAAGCGCUGAUCCGUUAUGGCCAUCAAAUAGUAAUUGGUAAUUUGUUGACUACACGUAAAAGAGAAGUGAAUUUAAUCACUCAUGAUUCAGAAAUGGAGUUAAAGUUAUCUGAAGAGGAAGAGAGAAAUGGAGUUGAGAUUGAAAGUCGAAUAGUAAAUGAACUAUUAAAAAGACAUGACGAAUGGAUCACAAAUUAUUCUCAUAAUUGA
This is a messenger RNA of Ambispora gerdemannii, 969 nucleotides long. The record is from the annotation of a GenBank genome assembly. NCBI's taxonomy places the organism in Eukaryota, Fungi, Glomeromycota, Glomeromycetes, Archaeosporales, Ambisporaceae.